Molecule: messenger RNA, 676 nt
Organism: Paramecium sonneborni
Lineage: Eukaryota; Ciliophora; Oligohymenophorea; Peniculida; Parameciidae
Source: the annotation of a GenBank genome assembly
AUGCUAGGAUUCCUAAACAAAGGAAAAGUUAGAGAUAUUGAAGUUGAUUCAUAAAUUAUUGAAGGUAAAUUGCCAAUAAUUGUAUUUUCAUAUGGAUUAGGUGGUUUAAAAGAUCAUUAUUCUGUAAUUUAUAAAGAAUUGGCAAUCAAUGUUUAUGUUGUAUGAUAUAAAUAAAGAUUAUAUAUAGUAAUGAGAAAAUUAGUUUUAUAUUAAUUCAAUAUAAUAAGAAGAAGUAACAAUAAUUUUAAAUGAAUAAAAGAUUCAUUAAUAUAAAGUAGAGGAAGCUUCAUUAGAGAAUGCAUUAGGAUAGUAAAUCUUAAAUAAAGUGAAGAUGAUUAAACAUUAAUAAUUGAAUGAUAGAGUCAAUAAAUUUCAAUUAUCAUUUGUUUAUGUAUACUAAUAAAAGAAUAUCAAUUUAAAUAAGAUAAUUGGAGCAGGUCAUUCUUUUGGGGCUGCAAUUGUACAUCAUAUAGCAUAAAUAGAUAAAAGAAUUACCGUAGACAUUGUAUUAUUUGAUCGAUGAUUUUACCAUUCUAAGAAGACACUUUCAAUAUUUGAUUAACAGUACCUUUAUUAAAUUUUAAUAGUGAAACAUUUAGAUUUGGAAAAGAAGAUGAAACUCUGCAAAGAUACAGUACUUUUUUUAAUGCACAAUAAUCAAAAUUAAUUAUUAUGA